Triticum aestivum (bread wheat) is the source of this 1168-nucleotide messenger RNA. RefSeq names its product expansin-like A4. The record is from RefSeq and is a predicted model, not a curated record. The transcript has a single exon. Bases 31 to 936 code for a protein of 301 amino acids. Lineage: Eukaryota; Viridiplantae; Streptophyta; Magnoliopsida; Poales; Poaceae.
AGCUAUCUUCUCCAUUCUCCAUUUUCCACCAUGGCCACCGCCGUCGCAUUUGCCCACCUUCUACUUUUCCUCGUCUUGGUGUCCCCAGUGGCCUGCUACUCUGCUAGUCCCUCGCACCGCUGCGACUGGUGCCCUCGGUGGUCCACCGCCUCCCUCCUGCCUCCCGAUGCCACCAUCACCGGAGCCGCGUGCGGGUACGGUGGCCCGGCAGCGGCAGCUGAGCUUGCUGACGGGAGCUUCCACAUUGCGGCCGUCAACACCGGCUUUUUCCGCCAAGGCCAGGCCUGCGGCGCCUGCUACCAGCUGAGGUGCAGGGGCCGGAGCGCGUGCGCGAAGGACGAUGUCAAGGUCGUCGUCGUCGCCGACGUGCCGGAGACGAACAGCACAGGCGGGGGCGAGCGGUUCAUGCUUACCAAGGACGCCUUCGCCGCCUUGACUACUACUGGUGCCGAUGGUCAGCCGGCCGUCGACGUCGACUUCAGGAGGAUACCUUGCGCUUAUAAAAGCAAAAACCUUGCAGUGAGGGUGGAGGAGACGAGCAGCAGGGACAAGGGCCACCUCGCCGUCAGGUUCCUCUACCAGGGCGGCCAGACCGACAUCGUCGCCGUCGAGGUGGCGCGGGCGGAAAUUCCUGGUGCCACUGCCACGACCCAGAGUACCGCCGCGCCGUCGCUGACCACAUGGCAGUACAUGACGCAGCGCGAGGGGUCGCCGGGCGUGUGGCGCACGUCCCGCACGCCGGCCGGCCCGUUGAGGCUCCGGCUCGUCGUGACCGCCGGCUCCGGCGGCAAGUGGCUUCGAGCCGAAGGUGUAGUGCUCCCCGCGGAGUGGCAGGCCGGCGCGGUCUACGACACUGGACUGCGCGUCACCGACGUCGCCGCAAGCACCUGCGGCGGCGCCUCCUGCUCCGCCUCCGGAGACGGCGAGGAGGAGUAGUAGGAGCUCAGAUGACAAGCACGCUCCAUCCAUCCAGGAUCGUGGUGACCAUGGUUCGUCGGAGCCGGCCUACACGCCACCGGCCGGCUGCCGGGGAGGUCGAUGCUGCUGCAUGCAUAUACACCGUACACUACAGAUAUCGUGUGCGUGUUCCGCUGCAUGCACCGAGAAGAAACGCAGAAAGGGACAUAACAGUAGAAAGGACACCCCCCCCCCCUCCCCAAAGAAGGAA